CGGGCCUCUGGCAAUGCGGACCCCCAACACCGCCGCCGCAGCAACAGCACCCACAUCCCUCGUCCCGAUAUGCCUCCCUCACCCAACUCCCAGUCCCCCGUGACGGAGAGCAGCUCAUCCUCACCUCCAACUAGAACCCUCCGUUCCGUUCGUGGAGAGCGAGUCUCGCGAGCAACCAUGCCACCACUUCCCCCUACGCCUCCGCCUCACCUCGAAGAACCUCUCAUAAUUCCACCACCCCCCUCCCCCGCUGACCCUGAGGAGAAAAGCCACGAGGAUGAGGACUGGAUAUCCGUGCCCCUCGAGGAGAAGCACCCCACUCAACAAGAGAUCUCGCUUCCUGCCCAGUCGACGAGCGGAAAGGUCCUGACUAGUGCUCUCUACUCCAGACUGCCUACCCCGGUCAAUCCCCCAACCUCGGAUCUGUAUUCCCACGAGGUGUACCAGCAAGAAGGCAGACGCAGUGUGCUCUCCUCCUUGGGAAGACGGUUUGCCGGUAUCAGACGUCAAGAGAAAGGAGAAGCCUGCGCAGAGGGAACCUGCACCAUAUCCAGCCAGCAGCAUCAGCGAGAUAGAAUGCGCGAUGAGAGCAAACCGUCCGAGCAGAAGACAACCGGCUUGCCAGCUCCGCUGCGAACCAACAAAGGCCGUGACAGUGAGCGAGUCUCGUUGAGACGGGCCAACGUGCUCCCCACUACCUCAACGACCUCGAUCUCGCGCACCCAUGAUAGCAGCAAUUCUCGCCGGUCCCUGCCAGUCAUGGUGGCAGGCCGUCCUUCGACCCAGAUAUACAGUCGGAAGGAAACCGCCCCAGAUCGACCCGUGAAGCAAGCACGUCCUAGCCCAAGUUCGAGUCCAACCUGCGCCAUUGCAACCGAUGAGCACUCGCCACACUCAGAGCAAGAGCGAGAUGCCAGCAAGGACUGUCAACCGCAUGCACGCCAUCCCCCACAGAUGCCAUCCGGGAAGGUUCCCCCGAAGCGGAUCCGAUGGACGAGCAAAUUCGAGGACUUGCGGGCAGAGGGACCCGACAAGGAGGCAAAAGAUACCAGAGAAGCAGCCACGAUUCCGCCCGAAGACAAAGAAGGAGAGAAGAGCCUCACGCCCCGAACGAAGCCAAAUGCAGACGCCGAUCUCGUCCCAGAAACAAGACUCAGACACAGAGAACGCACAGAAAGAAUGGUAUCGUCACCACGAGGCCAGCCUUCUCAUCCUCCUCCUCCUCCUCCUCCUCUUCCUCCUUCUUCUUCUUUCUCUCGGAUCCCCUCCGCUGUCUCUAGAAGAAAACCGACACUAACGGUACAUACCUCUGGUCUCUCACAGGUGAAGGAAGCCCAACCCCGCGAGUACUGGCUCGGCCGAUUCAUGACCCUCACCAACGCCUUUCACUACGAAGACUCCUUCCAGGAGCCCGACGUGGCGACCGGGUUUGGCAUGCUGUCCAGCUAUUCCCGGCCCUUGGGCGGGUCGGAUGGCGAUCUGGCGAAUUAUCGUGUCAAGCGUGCCUUUAUGGUACUGGAGAACGUGUGCGUGACCGAUGAGGCGGGUGCCAGUCUUCGGGCGUUUCGGGACGAGUAUGUUCGUCUGUAUGGAGAUCGGUGGAUGGAUUAGGUGUGUUUGUUCUGCUAUUCGGGAAUUAAAAAGUAGGGUUGGGAGCGGGUAAUGGAGGCGUUCAGGCAGAUGGGAUCAUGCAUAUCAUAUCAUCUCAG
Messenger RNA from Aspergillus ibericus CBS 121593, 1709 nucleotides. RefSeq lists its product as uncharacterized. The record is from RefSeq and is a predicted model, not a curated record. Bases 70 to 1611 code for a protein of 513 amino acids. Lineage: Eukaryota; Fungi; Ascomycota; Eurotiomycetes; Eurotiales; Aspergillaceae. The transcript has a single exon.